Molecule: messenger RNA, 6471 nt
Organism: Laetiporus sulphureus 93-53
Lineage: Eukaryota; Fungi; Basidiomycota; Agaricomycetes; Polyporales; Laetiporaceae
Exons: 30
Coding region: 78-6338 (2086 amino acids)
Biological process (GO): positive regulation of transcription by RNA polymerase I; maturation of SSU-rRNA from tricistronic rRNA transcript (SSU-rRNA, 5.8S rRNA, LSU-rRNA)
Cellular component (GO): small-subunit processome; t-UTP complex; 90S preribosome
Molecular function (GO): snoRNA binding
Source: RefSeq, a predicted model, not a curated record
CUUGUCUCGAAAAUUGUCUGUGAGUUAGGAAGACUGUACUUGCAUAAAGAUCAAAACGUUCCUCAACUGGGCUUGCCAUGGCUUCGAGUCUGGCCGCACAACUUGCCCAAGGCGCCUCUCUUAAUUCGUCUCUACUAGUCGACAGGACGCGCCGCAAAACAGCAGAAUCAUAUCUUUUCUCUCCAAAGGAAGCUCAAAAAUAUGAUUUGAACACUGUCUUUUCCCUUGGGUCCAAUGGCUUCUUGCAGCUCAAGUCUAUAGAACCAUCGUUCCGGCAAUUCGAGCAGGCUCUUUUUUCAGAUGCUGCGAAGGCUACCGACAGGACGCUUCUACCAGUAGAUGCCGAUGCGCAGCUCAAUGAGAGCAUCAGUUCAUUCCUGCCGCUCCUAGGGCCGUAUUUGAUGGAUGCUCCGGCGGGAAAGGUUAUUGAGUGGCUCGUGAGACGGUUCAGAAUCAACGAGUUCAACGUGGAAGACGUUAUUAGGUUGUUCCUCCCCUACCACGAAUCGCCUCAUUUUGCAAAAAUGGUCACCAUCUUACAUAUCCAGGAACAGUCUAUGUUCCGCUUCUUAAGUGCAUACAAGACUACGGGCAAGGCAUUGCCUCGUAGCGCGCUCGUCACGGAGAUGCUGAAGAACUCGGACCUCUCCCGCUUUAUCUCUGGCCUGCUUCUCAUUGCUUUGAAGGAGAACGGUCCCAGUGUGCACAAGGCACUGGUCGCUUUUCAUACUGGCGUUCUGCUUGAUUUCGUCGCAAAGAGCAAGAUAUUGGACGAGGGAACUGUAGCAUUUUUGUUGACGGCAUCUCUGGAGCCGCUUCAACUCGUAUUGGAGGCCACUACCAAGGCGAAAGAGGCUAUUCGACAAGAAUCAAUUCUCGGAAUCCUUCUAAUUCUGGCCGGUAUCUCUCAAAAAUGCCACCUGAGUCCCAAGGCGCUCAACGCUGUUCUCAGUGCGGUGGCUGGCUGUAGCAAGGAUGUUACCGCGAAGCAGCUUAUCAGAACGACUUUGUGCAUCUGCGCUCCGCAAGAUGUCUCAGAGAAGUUCCCGCGGGCCCUACUCAGAGUUUUCACACACAAAGCUGACAUGCCUGCAGAGUUGAGGGAAGCUCUAGCAUGGGUCGGAUCGGAGAAAGUGUUACUUCCAUUAGUAACAGGACUCGUCUCACAACUCUCCAGAGAGCCUGCUGUUGAUCUACUCACAUCGACACUCGCACUCACAGAAUUGCCAAAUAGCAUCAGUCGCCAUGCAGCGGAAUUGCUGCUGAGAGACUUGAUUAAUGCUGAGGACCCAGCAGCCCCGGACGUCCUCACUGCGCGGAGCCUGUUGUCACAAUUGAAACAGCGUCAUGCGGAGGUCGUGCAACAGGCGUGCGAGGAAGCACUUAAGCAGGACGAAGGCAAGCGGGAGGUCAUCGAACAACUUGCGAUAUCUCUGUCGAUGUCUCUGCCUGGCUCAAGCGGGAAGAAUCGCCUUGACAAGAUUGUUGCAUCCGUCAGUGCCGAUGCUUACGUCCGUGCAAUUGCCGUGCGAAACCUAUACAGUACCUUGUCCGAUGGGUCCACUUCUUCUGAGGACGCUGCCGCUGCAAAAGCUGCUCUACGAGCUCGGAUACUCGAUACCGAUGCAUCAGUCCUCGAAGCUCUGUAUGCUGAACCGACAGAGCUUGUGCCUGUUCUGCUUGAGGAUGCUGCUGGUUACAUCUCGGCGCUAUCCGAGGUGCUUCAUUCGGCCACGAUAUCGAUCCCGCGGAACGCCACUCUCCUUCAUCUCGCCUUCCUAGCGAAUCAUAUAUUUACGCCACUAAAUGAGAAGGAUGCAUCCUUGGCGGAUCAUAUUGUGCACGAAUUAUUCUUCCCUUAUCUCCUGUUCUCCAAAGCGAAGCAGAAGAGCGCUUCUCUGGCAUGGGACAUCCUCGAGGCUAAGGAGAAAGACGUCCAUGAUGUCACUGGUAUCGGCAGGUAUGAGCUAUUGUGCGGGUGCGUCGAUGUUAUACGAUGGGAACAGGAACAUCGGUCGGAGGGUCAAGAAGACAGCACUGAGCUGCUGACGAGGAUCGACCUUGCUCUGGCAGUUAAGAUGGCUGAGAACAUAUUGGCGUCAGACCGCUACUCGCAGCAGUUCCAGCUGCUACUGGCGAAGUUGAGAGAUAACAAUCCCCGCUCACGUGCACUAGGCUACCUCGUCGCAAGAGCUCUGCUUAUUCGUUUGUCUGGGGAACAUCAGCUUAAUGCCGCUCUGCAAAUGCUGCAGGCCAUGCAGCUCAAAACUCUCGAGGGCAUGAGCGACUUCAUGCGAGGUGUCGACAAUCUUCUGACAUUUCUGCAUGAUAUGAGCUUAGGGACUGCUGUGGUAUUAAAGCCGAAUAGUGAACACACGCUGCAGAGACUGCAGACUGCCAUACUCACAAUGUUGCCGGUCACACCGCGUCCCGAUGGCAUCAAGCCGGACUGGCUCGCACCUCAUGACCCGCAGUCUGUUGAAGCCCAUGCAGAUACGCGGGGAAUCCGUUACGUCCAUCUCAUGCGCGCGGUUUAUUAUCUGAGCAAUUCUACGGCGUCACUACCCCUUUUGUCGACGAACCUCCUCCGCGCUCUGUUUAUGAAUCUGGCAGACGACGCUCUGGUAUUCCUUGCCGGCGUAUGGACGUCACCAUCUGUGAAAGGAGACAAUGGCAGCAUGCACGUCCGCGUGGCAGCCUUGUAUCAUGCUGUAGCGUUCUUGGAGGCUCACUGUGCCACAGAACAUUAUAUUGACUUCCAAACGAUAUUGCCUUCCAUCUUAGUAGCUCUGCAAGAUGCAGAACUUCGCGUAAGAGAGGCGGCUCUUGAGUGUGUGGCGAUCCUGGCCAAACUCGCACAGGCCAAGGAGGUUUCGUCCAUAUAUGCGUACGACACGAUUUACGGGCAAACAUCACACUUGCUACAAUAUGUCGACUGGGAGGAUUUUUGCAAGUACAUUAGCGCUUUGGGAUCGUUUGGGAAACAUUUCCUACACGAUGCAGGCUAUAUGCGUGUGUUCCAUCAGGAGUACCUUUCAAGCGGCAAAAACGAAAAGAAGAAAUUGAAGGGGUUCAAACAGAGGAUAGUUUGCUACUUGUUGUCGCAUGUGAACGCCUGCCAGCUUGCGUACAUCAAGUUACAUCUUUUGCAAAGCCUGGAGACGACGUCGAGCGAAGUGAAAUGUCAAAUUCUGCUACCCUCCAUAGAGACCGCAAUAGACAAUGUCGACAGUGCCACAAGCAUCGAUGCGUCUUCGCAAGAACUCAUUGCGCACCUUGCAUCCUCCUUCGAUGCCUCAGGUGCUGCUGACUUGAAUGACGCGAGCAAGUCAACAUGGCCAACGUUCGAGAAACUGUUGAGGUCUUGCUUCGGGAAUACUUCUCUGUCAGCUGCGAGAAGGACCCUUGCUUACCAGCUAGAACACGGGUUGUUCACGAAGUUGUCGUCGGAGCGUAAGGUUGACUUGUGCGACAUCUUAAUCGAUAUCAGUGUCAAUGACGCUAGUGCGAUGCCGGAUUGCAAGCAGCUACUUAGCAGCGUUCUCACGGACGUUGCCGUAAUCUCCAGCAUCCUCGUUCUCUAUCGGCCCAGCGUUGAAGACGUUCCCAACCGUGCCAGCAAACGCGCGAGGCUCGAGAAUGGGCCGAACGAAAGUGCCGAGGGCAAGCUAUUUUCACUGACCCUUUUAAUGGAGAUUUUGGGCUCGAAGCCGCUGCCCGGUUCCCUCGACCUGGUUGCAUGUCUUCUGGAGACCUUGAAAAGGGUCUCACAUGAUGCAUCGUCAAAUCCAGCAGAUAGAGGCUACACUGAACAACUUGUCAUGAAUGCAGUGGACAGUGCACUUAGCAAUAUCAAAGACACAACAAAACUUCAUCCGGGCAUCAUCCGAGUUGAUAUACUAAUCGAAUUGAUUAGAGGAGCCAAUAAUCUGCAGACAUUCCAUCAAGCUCUGUUGCUGAUAGCUGGGCUGGCGCGUUUAGCACCCGAGGCGGUCCUUCACAACAUCACGCCUGUCUUCACGCUCAUGGGAACAAAUGUCUUCCAUCGAGAUGAUGCGUAUAGCUUUAGGGUUGUUCAGAAAACCAUUGAGAGCAUCGUGCCUGUUAUGAUCUCAUCGUUGAAGGCCGCUCAUUCUGAUCAUCUCGAUCUCAUCAUCGCAGCAAGGGACUUCCUCCGCAUAUUUACGGAUGCGCAAAAUCACAUUCCUCGUCACAGACGGACGAAGUUCUUCACACAUCUCGUUGAUGUGUUGGGACCUGAGUUUAUGGCUCCCGUGAGCAUGCUCCUAGUGGACAAGGUAUGCAAGCGCGUCACAAGACAGAACGACGAAGAUGGCCGAGCGUCACUGGCACUCCCGAUCACUGUGUUGCAGCACUACCCAACACAACAGCGUCUGAUGGUAUGGGUACCGCUCAUUUCCGUUCACACUCCUCAUUCAUAUACUUUGCAGGUUAUUACUGAAAUGCUGCACGAAGUGAAGCGCCUGUUGAACAGGAGAGCUGACGCAAAUGCUUCGACAUUCCUUUCGCUGCCUAGCGACGACGAAACAGGAACGCAAUAUCCAAUGUGGAGACAACGUUCUAUUGCGCUGCUCAUUUUUUGUGAUCGAGCAAUGAGGGAGAUCCCUGUGAUCUCUUCGCCGAAGGGACAUCAGGAACGUGCAUCAAGCUCAGAAACUCUUUCUCUGCUGUUGAGCAUUGCCGUGCUUGAAGAUCCUGACGGUCGUCUGAAGGGAGUCACUUCGGCUGCUCGAGAUGCUAUGGUCAGCACACUACGGGUAGUGUCUGCCACAGAGUUUAUAUUGGGUAUUCUUGCAAUGAUCAGGUCGACAAAUAUCAAGGUUCAAAUGGGUGCUCUGGAGCUCCUAGCAGAACGUCUUCCUGCCGUAGCAGAUCGCGCUCGACAAGAGCUCACACCGACCGUCACGAAACUCGUUGGCCACAUCCGCGACAUCCUCGUGUCGAAGCCAGAAGACUCAUUGAACAACGCGGCAUUGCACGCGCUGCGCAGUAUCGGCGAUACGUUGUGUCAAGGAGAAGAAAAUUCUCUUACCGCGGCUGUUCCGCUUGUACUUGCUUCCAUUGCCAACGAGAAUGCUGCUGAGGCUGCCCUUGCGGCGCUUCUUGCGCUCUGUUCAAAGCUGGGACCGCGCAUGAUUCCUCAUAUCAAGCCUGUUGUACAAGAAUGUGUCAUCUUUAUACGUGGACACAAUGAGGGAACCGAAGUAGCAGCAGAUUCUGUCAAGGCAGCAUUUAGCGUUAUGCAGAUCUUGCUCACGACAGUCCCCACGUUCUGGGGUGAGAAGGAGCUUACCCAAGUCGUCCAGCUAUUCCUCGAAUUGUGUGGAUCCGAUGAAAAAUCAAGCAUGGCAGCGCCUGUCGUGAGGACACUGGCAAAACGCAUCCCGUCAAAGACUUUGCUCGAGACUCUUUGCAAGAUGUGGACAUCAUUGCAGCCCAGCGGGCAGACAAGCAACAUGUCCAUAUACUCGGGAUAUUUCCAUGUCAUGAAACGAGCCCUACGGACGGCGGGUCGUCCUGUUGUCUUGGAGCACUUGCGUCCGAUUUUCUCGACAUAUCAAGAUGCAUUAGAGUUGAGCGCGAAGGAUGAGAAGCGACAAAUCGAACAUGAGCUUAUUGCAUCGUUCCUGGAGCUUGUGGUGAAGCUCAACGAGACUGCUUUCAGGCCGCUCUUCCGAAAGUUGUCGGAUUGGGCGUUCAUCCACGGCAAGGAUGGACAGAGUACAAUGCGCGUCGUGACGUUCUGCCAUGUGUAUGACGCAUUGUUGGAUUAUUUCAAGACUUUGAUGAUCCCGUACAUGUCAUUCCUGUGGCAAUCGUUUCUGGAAUUACUGAAUAGGUUCAUCACUGCUGAUGUCAAUGAUGCCAUCGUCUGGUCCUCAGUGCUCGUAACAUUGACCAAGACACUGUCGUACGAUGAAGGAGCGUUCUGGCGGAAUGACAAACUUCAACAGCUAGUUCCUGUUGUCGUCAAGCAGGCACCCGUUUGCAUGCGAUUGCAUGCGAGCGAGGACAAGGCUGUGCUGUCUGACUGCUUGGUCGCGACAAUGGAGGCGGUCAAUGACGACACGUUGCUCAAGUCCAUGAACCUCGAUGUUUUGAUGCAUAGCCGCUCGGAAAACUCCAGAUUGCGUAUUUACAGCCUUGAGUGCAGCGAGGCGUUGUGGAAGGCCCACGGUGGAAAACUGCUAGGUUUCGUUGCGGAGACAACGACAUUCAUCGCCGAAUGUGCUGAGGACGAGAAUGAUAGCGUCGUGCGCGCGGCACACAAGCUCAAAGACGCAGUAGAAAGCAUAGCAGGGAAGAUAGAUGUCUAAUGGGGCUGGACGACCUCCUCACCUGUGGCGGCUUAGGCAUGAUGUCCUCAUUUAUCUCUGCUGUGAUUGUAUUGUCGCUAUUGAUUGCACACUUCGUAGCAAUCUCAUCCGCAUUCUUUCAAAGUGAGAUUGU